UUUUAGUUCUUGUUUGAAGCGGGCGGUGUACGGACGCUCGCGUCGCGUUAACUGUAAUAGUUAUUGUUAUAAAAUAACACAUUUGGACUGCGUUUCACGCAUCCGGACAUUUUGUAGAGUGCAAUAAUGUAUUUAAAGAGAAAAAGACACGACUAUCGGAGUGUUAUAUUAUAGCGCUAGUUUUUUUUUGUGUCGAGAUUGGACAGAAUCGCUUGCUUCUAAAAAGAUGCACAGUAGCGAGGCGCCGCCUCCGGCGACCGGCACGGGACUGCUGCUGCAGUUGGGGCGUCUGAUUGUGCGCGCGCGCAGCGCCAGCCCCUCCCAGCGCCGCCAGGAGCAGCGCCCCUCCAGCAGCCAGCAGGUGAACACCCAACCCAAGCCAAAGUCGGACGAGAUUAAGCCAGGACUUGAAGCGCAGCUCAACAACCAUGUGCAGGCUUUGUGGAACGAACAGAUACCGAUUUGCAUUGAGGUGCUGUUGGCGCCCGACUGCCCCGAGUGCUACGCGUCGCUGAGCCGCGUGGAGGAGGACGCUGUGUACGACAAGUUGCAUACGCAGCAGAAGGCUCUUCUGCUCGAGCGCUGGACCGUGCGCCCCAUCGCCAACAAAAACCACGACAGCCCAGCCGCGAUCAGUCCCCAUUGGCUGCUGAAUGCAGUUCGUUCCCAGCUCCACUUCUCCCAACUAUCAGCUUGGCGCGCCAUCAUCCACACCGAUGACAAACCUGCUGACAGGAGGCGGAAACUGAGCCGCGAGACGUGCAACUUCAAGAAGGUGGAGGCGAACUGCGACUCGGCGGAGCUGGGCGGGCGGCGGCUCAACGUGCUGUACCACAUCAAGCUGCCCGGCGAGAGCUACCACGCGGCAGAGUUCGCCCGCCCCCCCACCGACCACCAGUUCCCCGUCGCGGACAUCGGUGACAACGUACUGCUCAAGGUGCUACUGCAGAGUCUGCCCAGGCUGGACGACAUCCCUGUGGUGAAGUGCGGCUGCAAGCGGCGCGCCAGCAAGGAGCUGCCGCCUGCCGCGCACGACGAACUGCUGGGCCAGCUGCGAGACCUCAGCCUCGGCCCGCGCACCAAGUAUCCGACCGACGCCAUCAACUCUAACAUAGGAGCAAGCAACCGAAGACUAUCAAUCAUAUCGAACACAGGCACUACCGAAUACGUUUACUCGACGGACAAGGAAAAGAAGAUACUGGACGACCGCAUGCACACGCCGUGCAGCGAGAGUGGCAAGCACAAGUGUAACUGCGACGACGAGUCCGACGACCGAUCCGCCGACCGAUCCCGACCCCUUGCACACGAGACCAACAAUUUAGACGAUCGGAGGAUGAAGGAGAUAGCCAAAUACAAACGCCGUCUGCGGAAAGAGAGCAAACUGAAAAAACUAAACGAUAGCACCUCAUCCGAAGGCGACGGUCUCAAAGCUAAAGAAACCAUAUCCCACACUUCGAUACCAAUCUUACAAGCGGCAAGAUUCGAUAGAUUCAGAGCAAUAGGCUGUUUUAGAAACCAAACAUAUUUAACUUUACCUGCAAGUAGAAUAGAAAGCAGAUCUCCUUUUAUUGAAACAUUAAGUAUACCACCGACAGAGUUUAGACGUACCAAUACUGUGGGAACACAAACUGAUGAUCUUAUGUGCAAUUGUGGUAAUAAUAUGGAAAUGAAGUGUGUUAAUUGUUUGGAACGAGGUAUGGUCCGAUCUGAGGGUAUUUAUAAUCUAGCGUCUAUAGAAAAUGGUGAUAAUAAUGAGAGAAUGGUGAAAGAUAAUAUGCAAAAUGGGACUAAAAGUGCAAUGGACAAUUGUGAAGGCAAUGUGGACAAUGGAACGAGUAUAGAGAAUGGAGUCAAUCAGUCAAGUGUAGCAACAGAAAAUAGAGAAAAUGGUACGAGCAUAGAAAAUGGAGCAAAUAUGGCGAGAGUCAGAAUGGAAAAUAGGGAGAAUAGAAAGAAAACAGACAAUGGAGACAAUCAGCGGAUAGUUGAAAAUAUGGAGAAUGGAGUUAGUAUAGACAAUGGUGAUAAUCUGGGAAGAAAGAUAAAAGAAAAUAGGGAAAACGGGGAAAUUCAGAGAAUAACAAAGGAAAACGGGGAGAACGGAGCUAGGAGGAAAUGCGAGGAUGACAGCAAACAGUUAAAAAAGCUAAAAUGUGAUAAUAGCGUUAAAAUGUGUGAUAAUAUAAGUUUAGAUAAUAGUGAUAAGUGUGAGAUAAUUAAACGGCCGAAAUUAAAGCGCUUUGCGAUAACCGACCGUAUUGGGAAGGUGAUAAGUGAUAGAUUCGCGCAAAACGACAUCGAACAACUCAAUCUAGAAGCUAAUGAUACGGUGUUUUCCACGCCGAAGACAGAAGUAAAGAGGCAGAAGACGUAUUCAGUUGGGGAGGACUACGUAUUGUACGAGAAGUGUGACUACGGUACCUUUGACAAGUGCGAUGUGGAGUCCCCCAGGGAGGAUUUGGAUCAAAAUGGCUUUAAGUUCCCGGAUCAAAAGAAGACGGGACAGGAUAACCAAGUGCCUUCACCAACUGAAAUGGAUAGGUUUCGCUGGAGGUUUGACUCGGCGGCAUCUAUGGUGUUCCACAACAAGACAGGGCUCCCGCUGACCUCGAGCCCGGCCCCGCUGAGGAGAGGCAACAACUGUUUCGAUUUUGAUGAUUCCAUCAAUGGCGUCUCCGGUAUUAAGAGUGCUCUCUUCCACCCGAUCUCCCCCCCGUCGCCGGCGCCAGCGUCGCCCGUGUCCCCCGCGCGCCUCACGCCGCCGCCGCGCAAGAGUACGCCGCACAACAAGCUGCGUAUGGGACCCAGUACUGGACUACUUGGCAGCUUCGAGGAGUCGGCACUAAAGGGCCGCCUGGAGCCGGUGGCCACCGUUCACGGGUUCGCAGCUGAGCUGGGCGCCUCGGGCGCGUUCUGUCCGCCGCACCGCCGCCUGCCCGUCACCGUGUUCUUCUAUGCGCCUGGCGGCACUAACGCACCCUACAUGGGCCACAUCAACCUAGGCCCGGGCGGCUACCGCGUGUCCCGCUCGGGCACGGUGCAGGUGUCGCUGUUCAACCCGCACGGCACGCUGGUGAAGAUGUUCGUGGUGCUGUACGACCUGUCGCGCAUGCCGCCCGCCGCGCGCACGUUCCUGCGCCAGCGCACGCUGUACAUGCCGGCGCAGGCCGAGCCGCCGCAGCCGCACCACAUGCACAAGUGGCUGCGCUACCUCAUACACCUGCGGUUCAUGACAUCGAAGUCCGGCAAGCUGUACCUGCACACUGAUAUCAGGAUCCUCGUCUCCCGUAAAGCCGAUCUCGACACGGCUACGGCACAUUCCGCCCUAUUCCGCCCCGUACCCACCAAUCAGAGCGAAGACGACGCGGUCGCGUCAUCGUCGACCAAUAAAAACGGAGAAAAGAAUGAGACAAACAAAUCUGCCAUUCAGAAACCGGGAACAUCCACCAAUCGCACGCCGAACCGCGUUUUCGGCGGUUGCGGCGACUUCGAUACCGAAAUAAAGAAUGAAAUGCGCGAAAUCGGUUACGAAAAUCAAAAUGGCGUCUCAUAUGAACUGAGGAGUUUCACUUAUGCUCCAGAGAACCCCAAGUAUUCACCUCGAUAAUAUACGGUCAGUUUCAUGGACAGAGUGUUGUCGUUUUUUAGUGCCUGUCGGUGUAUGUAUUGAGUUUUUUGUGUUGAAAAUAUAUGUAUGUACUAAUGAAAAGAAUAUAUUUUUGGUUUUUAUAUA
Bicyclus anynana (squinting bush brown) is the source of this 3733-nucleotide messenger RNA. RefSeq names its product protein FAM214A (gene atos). The record is from RefSeq and is a predicted model, not a curated record. NCBI's taxonomy places the organism in Eukaryota, Metazoa, Arthropoda, Insecta, Lepidoptera, Nymphalidae. The transcript is spliced from 13 exons. Bases 227 to 3607 code for a protein of 1126 amino acids.